UGGUGAACAUCAGGAAGGAAUGAUUCAUCUCUCGUCCCGGUGACAUGAUGGUCCAUCCCAACGCGGUUUUCUCGGCAACUGGCAUCCCAUCGUCUCCAACCCUGGCUGGUUCUGAUGUCUUGACUCUGGACAUAUCACUGGCUCCUAAGGUGAACAGGUAGAAGUGCUUUCUCGUCUCCGUCAUUCAUAUGGACUCCUCGAAGAUGUUCAUAAGUUUUAAUAAGUUCCUUGUACCUGGGGUUUGGCAAAGUCAUUAGCACAUCCUUCUCAAUCCGGUUCAACUCACAUGGCAUCUUGAAUUUUCCCUCAACAUCUGCAAUCUCGACUUCGUACACAUCAAUUUUCCUUGUUGUAGUUUGGAACAUCAUCUCAAUUGAUUUAAAUUCCUGUCUCACUGGCUUUUUUCCAAUUGUAUUCAAUAAUGUACUUGACGCGAAAGAGCUCCCAGAUCCAGUAUCUAAAAGUGCUCGACACUUAACUCCUUCAAUCUCGACUACAACAACUGGAUAAACAACAUCAUUUCCAUUGGGUUGGCACAUCAGCUUUUGACCAUCUUCUAGUUUAUCACAAAUAGAAGUAUGGUGUCUUCGCUUGCAGUUAUAACACUGGAUCCUACUUCUACAAUCACUUGCUCUAUGCUUCUCGUCUGUGCAAUUAAAACACAGAUGCUUGCUGCUUAACAAUUUCUUUCGGUCACUUGCACUCACAACUUUAUCGCACUCUACCGAUCUGUGACUUUUGCUUUCACAAUACACACACUGUCUAGAUUGUUCCUUUGCUAACAAUAAUCUAUCUUUCCUACCGUCUUUCCAUGGUGAUCCAUCUUUCUUCGCAUCUUUCUCACUUUGUUGUAUUGGGUUUCGCUCAAUCCAUUGUCGCAAUGCUUCAACCAACUCAGGGAAGGUCCACUUUUUCCACUCUGGCGAGGUUCUUGUUAGGUCAGCCCGAAUCCCUUCCAACUUAUCCAAUGUCAUCCUUACAUUUCCCGCAACAUCGCCUAGUUUUCCGAAUGUUUCAAGCGCUUGAACGUGUCCGACAAGAUUGUCAUAAAAGUUAUGUAUCUUUUGUUUUGAAGCACCAUUAAUGGUAGGUAGGGAAAUAAUUUCUUGUAUGUGUGCAUUGACCACCUCACUUGUAUCACCAUACCGUUCCUUUAACAUCUUUUUCGCUUUUGCAUACCCUUCGGUGCUGAGUGGUAAUUUAUCGAUUGUAACCCUAACUUUAGAUACAACAUGCUCUUUCAAAUAUGCAAACUUUGCUUCAUCAUUCAUAGGUGCUCUAUCAAUUUGGGUCUCAAAUAAACCCCAGAACCGCACCCAGUCCAAAUGACUUCCUUGAAAUUUUGAUAUUUGCAGAUCAGGUAAUUUUGUUUUGAUCCGUUUUGCAGAAGCAAUCUCCAACUUCUUUUCUUCCAAAGAUAAUGCAAACUUUUCCUCCCUUGCACGCUUUUCAAAUUCUGCCUGUUCUUCCUCAUGUCUUAUUAGAGCUCGUGCUUCCACUUCUUGUCGAAUUUUCUCUUGGCGCUCAAUUUCCCUUUGUAUUUUCUCUUCGUCUAAGAGCCUACGAUUUAACUCUUCGAUUGCCGCUUCAUAUUCACGUAAUCUGCCAUUAUUUUCGCUUGUCCACUCGUCAAUAGUUUCGUCAGAUUCGCCUGCAUCGAUUUUCAAGCAUUGUAUAAGCUCAAUCAAACCAUACGCUUCGCUUACCUUGGUUUUUAGCGUUGUUUGUUGUCGUAUUAUCGCCUCUUUCGAAUUCACUCUCAAAAUCUCGUCUGUUGCUCGGUUAAAAUAUGCUAAUUUCCGUAGUAAAGACUGUAAGUUAACCAGUUUCGACUCAGUUUCCUUGGAUAAACCCGAUUGCUGUUCGUCUUGGGCUUCAAGAUCUCUUCGCUGACUUUGUUGUCUCGUCACCAUAGCUCGAUUUUGUAGUCAAAAUACUUCCUCAAACCCCGAUAAACUCUCGAUAAAUUCCCGAUAAAUUCACAAGUUACAAGUCCAAAUAAUCCCGGUCGAAGGUGCCACUUUGUGGUGAAGUUUAGUUUGGUUCCCACAAUCGGUUCGAAGAAGUAAAGACUUUAUAAUAUCACGUUUUGUUUAAGUUAUAAUUCCCGUUCUAAAGUCAACGCUCGCUCACAUGUUAUGUACUAUAUCCGAAGUGUCAAUCAAAUUGUACAUUUCCUUAAUAAUAUUAACACUACUGAUCUAUAAAUGUAACUGUAUAAACGUUCACGACAACACAUUCCUUGUCAUUUGAACCAACAGUAUCCUACCUGACAGCUGUCUUAUUGAGUUUUCCUGCACCAAAAUGCUUUACAGGCCUUUCUUUUCUAUAUUCCCUAUACUCUUUAGAAAAACAUUUGUUCCUUCCACCGUAGGUAGCAUAUGCAUGCAUGCCCAUCUCAACGAUUUAGUCGUUAUAUGUGACUGUAUAUACGACUUUGACAUGUAUAGAGUAUCUGCACACCCCUAAGAAGUAUCUGCACACCCCUUCUUUCUCCCUUAUUACCAGCGCGAGCCAGUGUCCACGCCUUUAUAAAGUGGCCAGAGUUACACUGCUGUACUAUAGAGCAAUCAGCACAGACAACAAGAGGUUGUGCGCCCACAUGGUGUACCAGAUUUCUAACCCAGACGAUAUAGUUAGUCUUGAGACAACUACUGAGAAAAAGUAUGAAGAUGAUUGGUCGCCAGGAUGAUCCUAAAUGUCUUCACCCAUCAUGCGACAGAACACCAGGCCAUAAGCCAUAAGGGAAAUUGUGAACGAACGACAACCGACGCUGAGCAAGUUCUAACAACUAAGCCACUGCCCAAAAUUUGAUGUGGAUAAAACGAAACUGCGUUACCGUCAAAUUAUAUUGAUGUAAAAUACUAUAUAUAGUUCUCAUCAAUAAAAGUAACGAAGUACAAUUGUGCAAGUAUAUUUUAAAUUUUACAUUAAAUUUGAUAGUUGAUGCAAAAUCUAUUUUAUCUAUAUAUUUUUUAAACAGCUUGAUCACUGUGCCUCUUUGGAAAACCUUAGAACGAUCGAAGGAAAACCAAAUUAUAAAUUUAUUGAGGUAAAGCUAGUCAAUUAAUAUAAUGGUAUAGUGAGUCAAUUUAAUAAAUUCGUGCUGUCGUAUAUAGAUCUAAUAUUGACAUUCAUGCUGAGCAUCUCAUCUUAAUCAUUAGUCGUAACAAGUUCUCAUAUGUAUAUAGAACUCUGCCAUUUCCACUUUCAGUUUAUAUUUUUCUUUUAGGGAGAUAUAUGUGAGGCAACUUACAUGAAGUAUUUAUUCCAAUCAGAGAAAAUUGAUGUUGUCAUGCACUUUGCUGCCCAAUCACAUGUAGGUACUGUCACUUUCACUUGUUUGUCUUAUAGUAGUGAAUAAAGUAGUCCCUCCUUAUCGUGUAUCAUUGUAUUUUCACCCACUUCACCAAUAGUAAUACUAAUAUUUCUCCGACUGUCCUUCCAUAACUUGAAUGAUUUCUGUUGGUUGGUUUGGCAAAAUAUUUUUGCAUACAUGUAAAUCCAGACUAAUAUGUAUAAUGAUUUUUUUGUACAGUAUAAGUCCAUCGUUUUUCAUAACCUUUAAUUUUAUAAAAUAUCAUUUCGUCCAAUUAGUAAAAGGUAAUUGUGUGAACCAGGGCUCGAAUUUUAUCGCGGCAAUUGCCGUAGAGGGAGAAUAAAAUGCCGUGGAUCAUUGCGGCAACGACGGCAAUUUUUUGCCGUAUAGUGCAAUUUUUAUACUAUUCACUGUGCAUUACUACUUUGAUACUUGAAUUCAGAUGUUGCGUAAAUCUUUAUUUUAGUCUCAGUUUUCUUCGAAAAGAAAAUACUAAAGAAAUACGUAGACAUGUUUCUAGCUUGUCAAAAAUCCAAACUAUAACAAUAAAAUUAAAGUUUUAUUGCAGUAAUUUGAAAAAUGCCGUGGAAACUGCCAAAAUUGCCGUAGCUGCAUGUACAGCUGCAUGUUAUAUGUUCUACGGCAAUUUUUAACGCCAUUGCCGCGUCCAUUAAUUUCAGGGAAAUUCGACGCCUAUGGUGUGAACUAUAAGUAUAACUGAGAAUACUGUUAAAUAGGUCAAAUAUUCUAUGACUAUAAUUAUCGGAAUGUGGUGAAACAUGUCUAUAUAUGCUGUACAUAAUAUGCUACCUAUAGAUUUUGCUUAACCUGUACGCUAAUACGUUGUCUUGUAUAUUUGUUUUGUAUAUUUUGUUCGAGAUUUUGUUUAUUUGGAGUAAAUCCAUGCCUAACGCAGCCCUAUACCAAUAUUAUUGUUCAUUCAAGAUAAAUCAUUUUGGAGUUCCCUUGAGUUUACGAAAACCAACGUGUAUGGUACACAUGUACUAGUGAAUGCAGCGUUUGAAGCAAAUGUUCAACGUUUUAUUCAUGUUAGUACUGACGAGGUUUAUGGUGGAAAAUCUGACAGUGUAAGUACUAGCAACCACUGUGCAUUUAGAAGUUGUUUAAUUGACGUGUAUGCUUUAAAAAGAGACAUGAGCUUUCCCGUGCUUACUUCUCAAACCCUUAAUAAAUAUAUCGAACGCUGCAUACCUUGUCAUAAAUAUACCACGUCGAUCCAUGCAUAAAUUAGUCAACUUUUGCGUUAAAUACUGGCUAGUGAUCGUUUGAGUAGUUUUUUCAUACAUUCUACAUGAUUCAUGAGGUAGUCAGGCAAGACAUACAAUUACUUAGUUUUUAAGCAAAAUUUUUCUCUCAGGUAUUAAUCGAGUCAUCUCCAUUUCGACCUUGUAAUCCUUACUCAGCAUCCAAAGCGGCUGCCGAAUGUAUAGUCAUGUCAUACUGGGAGAGCUUUAAGGUUAGUACUUGAGUAAGUUGUUUUAAAAUUUUAAUAUUUCAGUUUUAAUAUUUAGUGCUGUAAUGUCAGCGAAGUGCAUUCUAUAUGUAUAAGGAUUAAGGGACAGAGAAAAUAUCCAAAUUAGAGCGGUGUCCUUGAUGACGUCACGUUCAACGCCACUUUCGGAAAGCUUGAAGAAUCACUGUCCAAAAUCCAGAGUUCGUAUAAUCUGCUCUUGUAUAUCAUAGGCAUUUGUUGGUGUUUUGUCAAAACAUAGAAAACUGUUCGUAAUAGAGAGGUGUUUAUAUUAAAAUUGGUGUGAUAAGGAUAGGUUCGACUCUUUUUAUUAACAACGAGGUAUAUAUUGUAGAACCUAGUUUUCAGUGCAUUUGAGCUGUCACAAGACUUAAUAACAUCUUGUUGUCUGAUUUGUACGGCAAUAGGGGCAUUUACAUUUGUAUUCAUGACAAUGCUUACUAUUCAGUAUUCUUUCUGUUUACAGUUUCCCGUCAUUAUUACUCGGAGUAAUAACGUUUAUGGACCCCAUUCUCAUCCUGAGAAGGUUUGCUUUAUACGUUGUACUGUACAAGACCUCCGUAUAUAAAUAGCUGAGGUUUUUAAUGUUUCUUUUUGCCAUGCAUUUAUAAUAAUGUAGUAAAAGAAAUAUGCAGAUAAUGGUUGAUUCGAGCUAUAGAUUAAAUUUUGAUCAAGGCAAGAAGAACGAAAUCCAACACCACAGCUAGAAAGAGCGUCUUAGAAUGAGUAAAACUGCAAAGAUUGGUUGCUAAAUGUUGUAAAAUGAAGGAAAUAUAGCCCUGUGAAGUUCGCAAAUUUUGUAUAUAUUUGUAUUACGCGCAGUAAAAAUAACCACUUUCGGCUAAAAAAAAAUGGUUAUUUUUCCCGCGCGUAUAAUGCAAAUAUAUACAAAAUUUGCGAACUUCACAGGGCUAUAUUUUCCUCAUUUUACAACAAUUCGCAACCAAACUUUGCAAUUUUACUCAUUUGAAGAUGCUCUUUCCAGCUCUGGUAAUGGAUUUGUUCUUCUUGUCUAGAUCAAAAUUUCAUCUAUACCUGGACUCAUCAAUUGAAUAAACAAGAUUUUGAUCAAAACCUUUACUAUCCAGUUCUUUAAUUGUCAUACAUAUUUAUUGCAUGAUCCUGUAAUUUGGAAGUGGCCAACCAUUUUCUACAUGCACUUGAGCUAUAUUUAUCAACAUGUGUGAUGUGUCACCACAUCACGCUACCACAUGCUAGCUACAGUAUGUAACCAAUCCACAGACAAGAUGGUUACUUGAAUGGAAACUAAAGUGUUUUAGUGAAUUAGUUAGCCUCAUUCUAGUAACCUUUUGUCUCUGGGUUGGUUAUAUACUGUAGCUAACAUGUGGUAGCUUGAUUAAGACCAUGCAUGCAGGUGAAUGUUCUUCAUGGAGCACCAUAAUUAUUUCAUUCUAGGUAGUACCCAAGUUUAUAGCUUUGUUACAAAGGGAUAGAAAAUGGUAAGCGCUUUACUUUAGCUGACAACCAAGGUCUGUUCUUAUAUAGACUUCUUUCGCACGUACACGUUACAGUAAUAAUAUUUUGUUCAGCAUGUUAUUUGCUUACAAUUCGUGAUAUUCUGUUAUUGAGUACCGUGUUUCAAUGAAGCUAACUUUGUUAUAACUGUUUCUCUUUAAAGCUGUGUACAUGGCAAGGGAACGCAAUCAAGGUAUACACUAUACAUGCUUGUACAAUAUCAAACCAAAUGUUGAUUGGACUUCCUCAACUCAAAUACGAGUUGACAGUCAUGAUUCCUAAUCACUGAUUCCUAAUAGGAACAUUUUUUGUUACAGAAAUUUUCUUUAUGUUACCGAUGCUGCUGAAGCAUUCAUUUCAAUUUUACAUAAAGGUUUUGCAGGUCUGUAGAUUGUCUACUACAUGAACAUUGAACGUUCCCUGAAAUUCUGCCGAUUAAAUCCCAGUCAAGAUGAGAGUUGAUGAUAUAGUCAACUCUCAUCGACUCUCAUUAAAUUUUGAGCUGUUUCGAAUUUUGAUGAGAGUUGAUGAGAGUUUUCGCUCGAUUGCGUUGAGGAAACUCUCAUGCCUAUGUGCAAACUCUCGUUUUUCAACUCUCAUCGUUUGACCAGGGCUUUAAACGCGAAGGUUUAGUGUACGUAUAAUAAUUCAAUUAAGACUGUAUAGUCUGUGGAAACUGAAAACAGUAUGUGCUCUUCGUAUUCAUUCUACACUGUUUAAGACGUUCUCAUUGCUCUUCUUUACGACUUUAAAUUUAAAAUUAUUUAAAAAUAGCAAAAAGACUAUAUUUUCAGUCAAUUUUACUACGAAUUAUAACCUAAUUUGUGUCCGAAUUACUUUUCUGUCUAGGCGAAACCUAUAAUAUAGGAUCAGAUUUUGAAAUUUCUGUAGCGGAAUUAGCGAAAGAUCUUAUCAAACGGGUAAAUGUUUCGUUUUAUAUCACAGUUAUGACUACUAGACUACUAAACAUUUUUGUACUGUACCAAACUUUUAAAUAUUAAUUAUACCUUAUAAUAAUUGUACCGAGUUUUUGCUUAGACCAGCCAAUAUUAAUUAAUUGAUUAGUAGAAUUCAGUCGGAAGUUUGUUUGAUUUAAAAAUAGUUUAGAACUGAAGCUUGAAAAUAGUUUAGAACUGAUGAUUGAAAAUAGUUUAGAACUGAAGCUUGAAAAUAGUUUAGAACUGAAGCUUGAAAAUAGUUUAGAACUGAAGCUUGAAAAUAGUUUAGAACUGAAGCUUGAAAAUAGUUUAGAACUGAAGCUUGAAAAUAGUUUAGAACUGAAGCUUGAAAAUAGUUUAGAACUGAAGCUUGAAAAUAGUUUAGAACUGAAGCUUGAAAAUAGUUUAGAACUGAAGCUUGAAAAUAGUUUAGAACUGAAGCUUGAAAAUAGUUUAGAACUGAAGCUUCAAAAUAGUUUAGAACUGAAGCUUGAAAAUAGUUUAGAACUGAAGCUUGAAAAUAGUUUAGAACUGAAGCUUGAAAAUAGUUUAGAAUUGAAGCUUGAAAAUAGUUUAGACCUGAAGCUUCAAAAUAGUUUAGAACUGAAGCUUCAAAAUAGUUUAGAACUGAAGCUUGAAAAUAGUUUAGAGCUGAAGCUUGAAAAUAGUUUAGAACUGAAGCCUGCAGUGCAGUCACGAGCACAUCAAGUUAGUCCUAUUGUGGUCUUAUAAAAAUCUCGCCUUUUUACCAUCUGAGUCGAUUGACAAAAAUUAGCUUUGGAUUUAAAGGAUUAAAGUCAUGAUAUAAAAAAUGAAAAGAUGAGAGUUUUAUUAAUUUUUCUAUUUUAGAUAAAGAAAGUUAAGACAGACGAAGAAAUAGAAGAAUAUAUUGAAUAUGUGGAAGACAGGUAUGAAUUACCCGCAACUUAUAUGCAACCAUGAGAUUAUGAGAACAUAGAUAUACAGUAAAACCUAACGGCCAGUAAGAAGUUACCGACGAAGAGAUUGUGGCUAUGCACUGCAUGCUGUUUAUCCGAUAUUGAAAUUCCAACUAAAAUUUUAACAAAUGCCUACGAAUAAAUACGUAAUAUUUAAAGUACUACCAAACAAAAACACACGUUUAUAUAUCACAAUGGUCAAUGGACCAUUUUCAGCCAGAUUUUCCAGGCAAAGCCGACUAGCGACACUUACGUCCGUAUUCUAAAAGCUCACUCACACUCAAUGAGUGGAGGUUCAGCUUCUCUUGAGUGUCAAUGCUGUUUUUGAAUAGGUGGAGGGUGAGUAGUCACAUAUUAAGGUACGACACUAACCCUCCAGCUAUUCAAUAACUGCACUGACUGGCACCUAAGAGAAGCUCAGAUUGAACCUCCACUCAUUGAGUGUGAGUGAGCUUUUAGAAUACGGGUGUUAAUCCCAAGCAUCGACCAUUAUUCAGCAGGCGUUUUCCCGCCUUUCUCAAAACGCCCGCAAGUCCCCCCCCCCCCUAAAUUCACGCGCCCGCACGGAGUUAGUUAAUUAAUAACAAAACGCUUGUGGAGGAGGUAGUUUGAAGUAUGAGAAACAAAUUUUAUUCUUUUUGUAUUAUGCUCAUUACUCACUACGUAAAAGGAAACACGUUGAUUGAACUUAUGUUUCUCAACAUAUAAUCACAUGUCAUGUAAAUAAUUUUUCAAUUUCUCUAGACCGUUCAAUGAUCGUCAUUAUCCAAUGGAUUCUUCCAAAGUGGAAGCACUAGGAUGGAAACCUGUCGUUCAGUGGCAUGAUGGGAUUGAAAAGACAAGUAAGUUGCUUUGGAUUUUACCAGGAUCCUUUGGGGGUCAAAUACUUUGUACUAUUUAAAGUACAGUAUUUAUAUAAUAAUCUGAGUUCAAUCUGACCUUUCGUUGUUCAAGAGCCAUGAUCUUUUAGAGGAAUAACGACAAUGAUCUUGAUAUGCGGAAAAGUACUGGCACUAGUUGUCAAAUAGAAAUCCAUUUUGUGAUUAAAACAACUCAAUAUCUCCUGUGAUAUACUUUAUUUCGAUUCCAUAUUUUUUGUCAGAGCUAUAGUUCUCAUAACCAAACAUAAUUACAAAAUUUCAACUAGUUUCAUAAAGAAUAACGAAAGAUAUAAUUGACUGAAUACAUCAAAAUGGAUUUCUAUUCGGACAACCCUUUCUGAGCGCUGAUUGGCUAGAAUACGAACACGAGAUCACCUGGUAAGUAAUAUUUGUUUUGAUCGAACAUCAUAAUUAUCACCUGUAAUAACCCUUGCCGCCCUGUUUUGAAGUUUUUGUAAAUUUAAUUUUAAUGUUUCUGAACAAUUAGUCCAAACAAGGGAGCAGUAGUCAAAAUGAGGUAAAAUAAGUGCAUUAUAAAUCAUUUUCAAAGUAUUUCGGGAAGCAUUCCUACACCCUUCGAACUUUUCUUACAGAUGUUAUGUAUAUUCUCUUUCCAGUUUAGCUUGUCAUCUAUAAUGAUUCCCAGACUUUUUGUUUUGUAAAUGCGUUUUAUAUUAUUAUUUCCAAUUGUAAUAAUUGGAUCCGUUUGAACUUUAGUAAGGUUGUGCUUGGAUCCUAUUAUCAUGAAUUCAGUUUUAGUUGCAUUUAUAGUGUUAAUUUAUUUGCUGUUAACCAUGUAUUUUUUGAAUUUCAGUAUUUAAUUUCACACUAAUUUGAUCAACAUUAGUAGCAUUUACGGAAAUAUUUGUAUCAUCAGCAAAAAUGCUUGGAAUAGAUUCAUAAGACAGUUUGGCAGAUCAUAAAUAUAAAUCAGAAAUAAGAGUGGGCCAAGAUUUGAUCCUUGAGGUAUCCCACAUCGAACGUUCCUGAUUGAUGACUGACUUUGAUUAAUUUUACAAAAUUGUUUCCUAUCUUUCAAGUAGGAUUCAAACCAUGACAGAGAGAUUGCUUUUGAAAGCCAUAAAGUUUUAAUUUCUCAAUAAGAAUAUCAUGAUUUACAGUAUCAAACGCCUUUUUUAAGUCAAGAAAUAAUACACCAUUUAUUAGGCCUUUGUCAAUGUUACAUAACCAUUCAUUUGUAACACUUAACAGUGCUGUCGAUGUGGAAUAACCUUUCCUAAAUCCUGAUUGAUAUUUUGUAAAUAAUUCAUUGUCAUCGAAAUAUUUACUGAUUUGUUUAUAUAGAAUUUUCUAUAUAUAAUGUGAUAUCUGAAUAUCUUCAAGCCAAUCGUAGCUCUUUUAUAGAAGCAUCAUGAACCAGUGCCUUGUUUUGUAUACAUCUUAAAUUACGACAAAUGGCGCGAAAAUUUGCUUUCAUCGCGCUUCUACCUCCUCCACAGGCCGUAACGAAUUCCCUAAUUUCGUACUUGAACCAGCCUCGUACCCAGGCGCUUAAAAGGAACGCAAAUCGCGAUUGCUGUUGUAUAUAUAGAUCAGUGGUUGAUCCCAUGGUGAGAUAAGGAGCCUAAACCUUUGUAAUUCAGCUUCGUAUGUAUUAGACAAAGCGAGGUACAAAACGACUAAUUUUGAAUUAUUCCAUUAUUCCUGUCUAGUUGAAUGGUACAUUGAUAAUUUCCACAACUGGCCAGACGCAGAACGUUCCCUUACUCCAUUUCCUAUUGGUAGUAAUACAAUGUAUUAUCAGAAAGAUGAUGGAACAGUUCUUAAAGUUUCAAAAAUGCCAAGAUGUAUUCCUUCGAAUGAUUCCUGCUAGCCUCUUCCUUAUCAAUUCAUUCGCCAUAAUUACGUACAGGGAAAAUCGACAAGCUUUCUUAGUUCUUAUACGCAAUCAUGUUUACAAUUUAUGGCAUAGCGUUGGUGAUAUGUCGAACUUAUUUUUAUAAGCUAGUUCAAUUAACGCUGUCUUCUGAUAAUCAAAUCUCAGAGCCGCAAAACCUCGACCUGUACUGUUUCUUUCUUAACGCUUCUUGUUCAUCGCAUUUUGUUCAACAUAAUUUCCAUGCCGCUUAGAGGUGCGGUUUUGACUUUGAAAGAACAACUUUAAUUGAGCUGUACAUGCUAUACACUCUUUUAUCAAUUACACUAUGUCACUUAAGUUAAGUUAAUGAGAACAUGUUAUCAUAUAUAUAUUUUUCACAACCAUACAGAUUACUGCACAUUUUAAUUUAUAAUUACCUGUCCAAUAUCUAUUUUAAUUUCACCUGUAUAUUGUUAUAUUAACAUUAUUAUAUAUUUCAAUUAUUAAUUUUAAACCUUCUGUAUAUUGUGGAAAUAAAUAAUGAAUCCCAG
Messenger RNA from Paramuricea clavata, 11414 nucleotides. The record is from the annotation of a GenBank genome assembly. NCBI's taxonomy places the organism in Eukaryota, Metazoa, Cnidaria, Anthozoa, Malacalcyonacea, Plexauridae.